GGACUGAACCGCCUUUGUGACAUCACGUGGUGCAGAGGUUGCUGACGCCUAUGGAGACCCUAGCAUUCUAUUGACGGUAUCGGGUAGUUUGACUCGCCAGAACAGUGAUAACCACCUUGGGUAGAAAAGGCUCCUGCUGCUCGCGUAGCGCAGUAGGUGGCUUGAACACCAAGCUCAUGAAGCUAUGCCAGACCCAGCUGCUGGGGAAGUGCGGGCAAGGGAAGCCCCAUCUAGCCCUGUACCUGAACUGAACGAGGACGACGGGGAGGGUUCAGAGAGGGAUGGUGACCAGGCCCUGUGCCAGGGUCCAGGCUCCCGGGAGCCGCAGCAUCCAGACAGCCCAAAUGAACGCAAGGCCAAUGGGAAAGACGGUGACGACAGUGCUGCACUCUCCUUUCCCAGAAAGCUUUGGAGCGUAGUGGAGAGCGAUGCGUUCGAGUCCGUGUGCUGGAAUGAAGAUGGAGACGCUGUGCUCAUCGAGGUGGACUGCUUCCAGAGGGAGAUCCUUGGCCAGAGAGGCGCAGAGAGGAUUUUUGAAGCAGACAACUUGAAUAGUUUCAUUGACCAAGUUCAUCUCUAUGGCUUCAGAUGGAUACGCCCACACAACUCUGAGGCUCAGUCCUGGGGGAACAGAGCGACG
This is a messenger RNA of Octodon degus (degu), 640 nucleotides long. Its product is annotated as heat shock transcription factor, X-linked member 4-like. The annotation marks the transcript as partial. Gene Ontology annotation, molecular function: DNA-binding transcription factor activity; sequence-specific DNA binding. NCBI's taxonomy places the organism in Eukaryota, Metazoa, Chordata, Mammalia, Rodentia, Octodontidae. Gene Ontology annotation, biological process: regulation of DNA-templated transcription. The record is from RefSeq and is a predicted model, not a curated record. The transcript has a single exon.